UGAAGACUGGUUUGGCAAGAUACAUGAUACUUUACUGAUGCUUCAACCGCAUAGCACCCACCUUGGUAGGAUAGUAAUUACCCCGUCCCCAAGGCCAAAAGAGUGCCAGAAGAAGAGAUAUUCGAGCCAGCUGCAGUCGAGGCACUUUGUAAUUAAAGUGGACAGAAAGUCAAAGAUGGUACCACUGGGUCUCCUCUGUAUCCUGCUCAUGGCGGGGUCGAUCACCGCUACCGCCGUGCCGAAGCCGGACUACUCGCAGGUGAUCGCUCAGGCGGCCUGCUCGGGAGUUAUCGGGGCCGAGUCCGCCUACAUCUGGGCGGUACCUCGGGACUGCACCGCUACUGGGGACGGGAUGACCUGCAACCAGGUCUGUCGGGUACACCAGCGCACCCUGUUGGACCAGACCUCCAGCCGACGACCACACGUGUUCUGCUUUGACGCCUUCCAACUUCACUUCAUCCGGACGUCCGAGACGGGCUAUACCAAGACGUACCACUACGGGGGUGUGCAGGGGUGCUCGUGGCGGGCCAACCACUGCGGGCCCAACUUCUGCUGCUGCCGUACCCCGUAUUAAAACGGCGUGGCCUUGUUACCGUGCAAAAGCGCCACCUUAAGUAUGUUUCAUUACCUAAGCGUAUUUGUUCAAGUGAAUACAAGCCACGCAGACCUUGUACCUAAGAUACAUUUAACUCAUUUAUAGCAUCACGAAAUUUAUAAUUGCAGACCCAACU
This is a messenger RNA of Branchiostoma floridae (Florida lancelet), 731 nucleotides long. RefSeq lists its product as uncharacterized. NCBI's taxonomy places the organism in Eukaryota, Metazoa, Chordata, Leptocardii, Amphioxiformes, Branchiostomatidae. The record is from RefSeq and is a predicted model, not a curated record. Bases 38 to 574 code for a protein of 178 amino acids. The transcript has 2 exons.